Molecule: messenger RNA, 3511 nt
Organism: Prorocentrum cordatum
Lineage: Eukaryota; Dinophyceae; Prorocentrales; Prorocentraceae
Source: the annotation of a GenBank genome assembly
GCCGCGGGUCAUCGGCGGCGAUUCCAGCGACGCGCCUGGCGUCUUCAAAGCGAAGGCUGGCUGGUGGCUGGAGGCGGUGCAGGGCGCAAUCGUGCAGUCAGUCGAGGGCGAGACUUGUUUCCAGGCGGCCGUGCCAGUGAACCUCGACUACUUCGUCGUGCGCAGCGGUCUGGCGGAGGCCUCGAGCUGCUGCAGCGCGGUCACCCUUGGGCCGUUCAGGCGGCGCUGCGCCGUCAAGCUCGCGGUGAACACGCGCAUGGAGAUCGCGCUGGUGCGGAUCCUGAAGCAGCCGAGGCCUUUCCCGAGGGAGCUGCCUAUCGGCCCGCGGCGCGAGGCCGCCCCGCCGCCAGCCGACCCGCGGGCGCUGGCGGCCUUGGCGGCUUCCCCCCCAGCCGCGAUGGAGGAGGCCCAUUUCGGGGCCAUGCGCCAGGCCGAGGUAGAGCUCUGCUGCGCAUUCCACAUCGACGACCCGCUGGACGAGCAGGCGCACUGCGGGCGCGACCACGAGCCCGAGAAACAUUGGGCGCGCCCUGCCUCCGACCACCCGCAGAUCUCGGGCGGUCCCAAGUCGAGCGGACAGGCGCGGCGACUCCUCACCGUGGCCGACUGCCUGGGCGAUGCCGCCGCGCAGCGGCGCCUGCCGGCGCAGGCGGCCAGGCGUUGCGGCGCGCGCUGGGUCGCAACGGUGGCGGCCGCGGCCGUCGCGCCCGCCGACGAGCUGGCGGCGCUGGCCCCCGAAACUCGCCUCGGGGCCGCCGAGCGCAGCCGACGCCGUCGCGAACGCUUCAACAUAUGGGUGCUGGAGGCACUCGAGCACGGCGCAGGCUGGCCCCGUGCUUGGCGGCGCGGCCCGCGCGGCUGGCACGAGGGCGAGCUGGACAUGCUGGGCGCCCCGAGAGCUGGCCAGCGCGAGGUGGGCGCCAUCGACGGGCGCUGGGCGACCGAGGUCUGGAGCGGCCGACCGCUCGGACGGCGGGACUUCGAGAGUCGAGAGCCAGUCGGACCCGGGGGCGCUGCCCAGGCCGACUGGUCCUUCGCGAGGCGAACGGGCAUGGGCGUCGACCGCGCGUCGCCCCGAGCCCUCGCCCAGGUCUCCGCGGCAACGGCCGAGCUCUUCGCGGGCCUUUGCACGGCGGCCGAGGGGCGGGGCGGAUGGCCUCUGGCGGCGCGGGCGGCGCUCAUCGCGAUGCUGCCCGAGCCCGCGGGCGGCUGGGGGCCCAUCAGACUGCUGCCCAGCGCCCCGCGGAUCUGGAAACAGCUCAGGCAAGCCGAGGCGCGGCGCUGGGUAGCCACCCCCCGCGGCAGCGGCGCAGGCGCCUUCUGGGGCGAACCUGGGCGCUCGGCCCGGGAGUCAGCGCGGCGCCGGGCGCUGGCCGCCAAGGCGGCAGGGGCGCAGCAGCUUCGCGGAGCCGCGCUGCUGAUCGACCUCGAGAAGGCGUGCGAGACGGCGGGGCUCGCGGCGGCCGCGGGCCUCGCCGCGCUCGGCUGCAGGAUCUCGGGGGCCAAGACGGAGGCGGCGGCCGCCGACGCGCCGGCGCGGGGCGAGGUCCAGGCGGCGCUGAAAUCCAGCGCGCUGAGUGCCAGGCCGACGAAGGCCACGAAUCAACUGGGCGCGGACUUCUGCUUGAACGGCUCCGCCGCGGCAGGGGCGGCGAGGAAGCGGCUCGCCGAGGCCCGCGAGCAGCUGGGGCGGGUGGCAGGUGUGCGGCGCCAGUCCAUCAGCGCCACCAUGCGCCUGCCGGCCGCCCGGGCACCGCCGGCGACGUGCUCCUGGGCGUGGAGGCGCGCCGUGCGGGUUCGCCUCGAGCAGGGCCCCAGCGGCCUGGCAGGGGGCGGCCCCGCGACGGCAGCGCUGCUCGCGCUCGAGAGGCUCGGCUGGAGCUCAACGGCAAUGCACCGCGGGGCCGUGGACGACGGGGCCCCGCUGAACCUCGAGGAGGUCGGCGGCCGCGCGCUCCGCGGGCUCAUCCGCGAAUCGCGCCUGCGCUGGCUUUGGCGCGAGGCUGCAGCUCGCGACGAGGACCUCGAGCACGCGGCCAGCGGCGCCGCCGUCCGCGGCCUCCGACGGCGGCUGCACGACACUCAGGCGAACGCCGAGCAGCGGGCGCGGCGGUCCAGCGCCCGCAACGCAGCCCUCGGCGGGCUCUGGCCCGUCGCUCGCCAGCCGUCCUCGACUCGCCGCUGCGCCGCUCGGGCGCUUGCCCCGCGCGGCGCGGCACGGCGCGGCACUUCGCCUGGCGGCGCCCCGCCCUCGCGGCGGAGAGGCGCGACGGCGGGCGACGAGGCGUUGCCGGCGUUCGCCGACGUGGCCGCGGCCCCCGACAGCGAGGGCCCCCGCUACUCGAGGGCCCUGGCCCCCGACCAAAUGGCCGCCCCCCCGCCGCCGCUGGAGACCGAGGAGGCGCGUUGGAGCAGCAGCUGCGGCUACGGGGCCCGGGCGGGCGCCAGCGCACUGUGCGCCGACGGCUCGACGACGCGCCGCAAGGCGGGGUCGCCCGAGGUGCGCGCUGGCUGGGGGCUCGCGGCGCUGCAGGCCCGCGGCGCGGCGCGCGGCGCCCGGGGGCGCGUCCCCGCCCGAGCGCCGCAGGGCGCCAGCGCGGGCGAGAUCCUGGCCGCGGCCCGCGCCCUGCGCUGGGGCAAGCCUGGCGCGGGCGGAACCUUCGAGAUCGGGACGGACUGCGAGCUGCUUGCGACGGGGUUCGCCGCGGGCAGGGCCCGGCGCCGCGCGUGGGAACGCCCGCGCCUGGAGAUGCGGCGCGAGUUCUUGCGGGCCGCGGAGAGCUUCGGAGGCCAGCAGCACGCGCGGGCCACCAAGGCGACGGGGCACGCCGCGCCCCCAUCGGUCUGCGACGGCGCCACCGCUCCGGACGACUACGAGGGCAACCGCGCCGCGGACAGCUUCGCCCGGGAGGGCGCGAAGCUCCGCCCCGCGCGCGAGGCGGCGGCGAGGCGGAUCGAGCUGGCCGACGCGAUCGCGGCGGCGACGGCUCGUUGGUUCGGCGAGGCGCUGCAGCUGGGGAGCGACGCCCUCGCGGCGGUCGACGGCGCGGGCGCGGGCACCGCGGGGCCCGCCUGCUGCGGGCGCGGGCGCCGGCGACGAGGCGCCGCGCGCUGCCGCGACGGCGGGCCAGGAGGCGCCGAGGGCGCGGGAGCGGCCGCCGCUGGCGCCGCAGCGGCGGCGGCGACGGCGUCCCAGGCGCGCGGCGGCGCCCAGUGCGGCGACGGCAGCGCGGAGGAGGGCAGCGCAGCCGUGGGCGCCGAGCGCCGCCUCGUCUUCUGCGCGGUCUGCGGCUGCUGCGCGGACGGCGCGAGAGUUGCGUCGCUCCGCAACCAGCGCGCGGGAGGCGCCAGCGCCCGCCAGGCAGCCGCGCUGAGGAGGGCGCGGCAGGGGAGGCACCCCGCGCGGAGCGGCGCAAGUGCCGAGCUCGGCGGCGGCCGCCCUGAGCCGCUGAGCCGCCAGCGCAGCCGCUCGCGUGGGCGCAGCUCGGAGGCGGGAGGCCCGAGCCGAUGA